This is a messenger RNA of Silurus meridionalis, 1785 nucleotides long. RefSeq names its product junctional adhesion molecule 2a (gene jam2a). The coding region runs from base 237 to 1169 and encodes 310 amino acids. Gene Ontology annotation, biological process: leukocyte tethering or rolling. The transcript is spliced from 11 exons. Lineage: Eukaryota; Metazoa; Chordata; Actinopteri; Siluriformes; Siluridae. The record is from RefSeq and is a predicted model, not a curated record. Gene Ontology annotation, cellular component: protein complex involved in cell adhesion; cell surface; tight junction.
CUCGUUAGCAUAGUGACCCUUUUGGCCUGCCUGAGCGCUCUUUGAGCUUUAUAGGGUACUGAAACCCAAGACAGGAGAAAGCGCAAGUCGUGCCACGGAUUAAACGGACUUGUCUGGUGUCUCUACACCUGUUUUUAGAAAAGAAACAUCAUAAACUCUCGCACAGAAGAUUGUUCUCCUACUGAGCUCCAAAAGGUUGCAUACUCCUUGGCUGCACACUUUAAAAUUAGUAUAAAAUGAAGAUUGCGGUUUUCCUUUCAGUCCUUCUAGCGCUGUUAAUACACAGUGUUCCUGUUACUCCUGUUACAGUCUCCUCCUCCAGCCCCAUAGUAAAAGUGGAGGAAAACUCAGAGGCCAAGCUGUCCUGUGAGUUUAAGACAGAGAAAGAUAAGAAACCUCGCAUCGAAUGGAAGAAAAAGGAUAAAAACACCUUCUUUGUCUUUUAUAAUGAUACCUUCAAAGGACCUUUUGUGGGCCGUGCAAAGAUUGAAGGGGCAACAAUAACAUUACAAAAGGUGACACUGAAGGAUGCUGGAGAAUAUCGCUGCGAGGUCAGCGCUUCUGAAGACACAACGCAGCUGGGAGAGACCAGUAUCACUCUGAAUGUGCUAGUGCCUCCACAUGUCCCGUCCUGUGUGAUCCCGAGCUCUGCACUGACCGGAUCUGCAGUGGAGUUACGCUGUAUGGACGAGUACAGUAUUCCUCCUGCAAGCUAUACGUGGUACAAAGACAAGAAGCCUGUCAUUCCAGUGCGCCAUGCCAAUGCCACUUACACUGUAAACAAGGACACAGGCAUUCUUAUGUUUCAUGCAGUUACCAUUGCUGACACAGGACUGUACCACUGUGAAGCUAACAAUGGGGUUGGAAAGUCAAAAAGCUGUAAAGGAAGUCAAAUGAAAAUUGAUGACCUAAAUGUUCCAGGGAUCGUUGCCGGAAUUGUAAUUUUGUGCCUGGUCUUAACUUUAUGCAUCCUCGGGGCCUUUUAUGCCUACAGACAAGGCUACUUCAACCGACACAGAGGAAGAUCAUUCUGGAUCCAACAGUGUCAUGGAGUGGCUCACAUCAGCAGCCAGAACCUCAACAGAUCAGAGGACAUCCCCCAUGCUGGUUAUGGACCACCUUCACAAAAUAUUCAGGAUUUCAGACACACACAGUCAUUUAUGCUGUAAGAAGCUUAAAAUCUUCCUAAAAUCAAACAACCCUCAUGCAGCAUUUACAGACCCAGGAAAUAGAGACUGAUGCUUAACUCUGACUGUUACUGUGGAGGUUAACAGGAGACAAAAUUCAACAAUUUUCAUGCAUGUACGAGUGUUUUGGGGAUGUCUAUUCUCUUUGAACAUUUGGUGUGGUAGUGCUGUGAAAAACUCAGUGACUGAAAACUUCUGCCCUCUAGUGAAUACAGUGCACACAGACCAAAUGUGCAACACUGGAAUUUUUUAAGGGUGCGCCUCCCUAAAACAUAGCAUUUUAAAGUAUUUGACAUCAUUGAUAACUUGACCUUCCCUGCCUCCCACUGUGCCUUGCUGAAGGGAGCAUUAUUAGAAUAUUAGAUUCACUGGUUAGCAAAUGAUCUUACAUGGAAAAAAAACAAAAAAACAAAAACUUGAUAAAUUACCAGGAUCUGAACUUUCUAGAAUGCAUCUCAUGAGUAAAAUUAUCUUUGAUUGUAUGUAAUUAAGACUAUUUGUAUUUGUAUCUGCCUUUUCAUUUGAACUGUACAGUGUUUUGAUUGAAAUGCAUGAAUGAAUUGUAUAUUUUAUCAGUAUUAAAAACUUUUCUUUUGUA